Molecule: messenger RNA, 1994 nt
Organism: Fundulus heteroclitus (mummichog)
Lineage: Eukaryota; Metazoa; Chordata; Actinopteri; Cyprinodontiformes; Fundulidae
Product: gastrula zinc finger protein XlCGF28.1-like
Exons: 2
Coding region: 270-1832 (520 amino acids)
Biological process (GO): regulation of transcription by RNA polymerase II
Cellular component (GO): chromosome
Molecular function (GO): RNA polymerase II cis-regulatory region sequence-specific DNA binding; DNA-binding transcription factor activity; chromatin insulator sequence binding
Source: RefSeq, a predicted model, not a curated record
GAAUCCUGCUGCGCACGUGCUGACGUCCAUCUUGACGUCGUUCCAAAGUUCUUUUGGUUCUCGUAGCAAAGCAGGAGGUGGGAUGGUGUUGUUGUGUAGCUAAAGUUGCUGGUUUGAUGGCGGGUUGUGGUGCUUUAGGGCAACGUGUGAAUGUUUGUGGUGAAAAGGUGUUGGGUUGAGCCCCAGAGAGAGAUUAGCAACGAGCAGAAAGUGCUGCUGAAGAAAGAUUGACGGAGUUGAAAGAAGUCUUGGUGGAGCCGGAGGAAGAGAUGGAGGAUGAGCGCAGACUGCUGGAUUUCAGCCGGAUCCCCCUGAUAAUCUUACAGCGAAUAGGUUCCCAAAAGUAUUAUGUCUGUAAAGAUGAGGGGGUUCAGUCUGAGCUCAGCAACCUAGAGGGAAACUCCACUUUAGAUGAAGAGGAACCAGAACAUGGGCAGAUAAAAGAGGAAACAGAAGAACCAGAACAUGGGCAGAUAAAAGAGGAGACAGAAGAACCAGAACAUGGGCAGAUAAAAGAGGAGACAGAAGAACCAGAACAUGGGCAGAUAAAAGAGGAAACAGAAGAACCAGAACCUGGGCAGAUAAAAGAGGAAACGGAGGAACCAGAACAUGGGCAGAUAAAACAAGAGCAAGAGAUCCCAGAACCUCUGUGGAUGAAGGAGGAGAAAGAGGAACAAGAACAUCAACAGUUAAAAGAGGAAGAGAGGCAGCUCUGCAUCAGUCAGGCUGAAAAGCAACUAGUGCUGAAACAGGAGACGGAUGAUAUAUUAAUUGUUCCUUUUAUUGUGCAAAGACUCUCCAAUGAAACAGAACAGAACAGAAACCAACUCAUCUCUCAGCCGUCCCCUGAAUUUGAGAACCUGGAUCAGGAGGAAAACAAUGAAGAACCAGGAAAGAGGAGAGACGAGCAGGAGGAAAAUGAGAAAACCAAGUGGCAGAAUGGCACUGCUGACAUCUCUAAACAAACUUACCACAUGAGAACUCACAACGAUGAGAAACCUUACUCGUGUCUUACCUGUGGAAGGAGUUACAAAUAUAGAAAAAAUUUAUUUUUUCAUCUGAAAACUCACACAGGUGAGAAGCCUUUCACUUGUGAUACCUGUGAAAAAAGUUUUACAAAAAAACAUAGUUUGGCACGUCACAUGAGAACUCACACAGGGGAGAAGCCUUUCUCAUGUGCAAACUGUGGAAAGUGUUUCAGUGAUAAAAGUCAUUUAACUUAUCACAUGAAAACACACACGGGUGAGAAACCUUUUUCAUGUACAACCUGUGAAAAGAGUUACAGUGAUAGAAGAAGUUUAACUUAUCACAUGAGAACUCACACAGGAGAGAAGGCUUUCUCAUGUGUGAUCUGUGGAAAGAGUUACAGUGAUAGAAGAAGUUUAACUUAUCACAUGAGAACUCACACAGGCGAGAAGUCUUUCUCAUGUGUGAUCUGCGGAAAGCGUUACAGUUUUAGAAGUGGUUUAACUAAACACAUGAGAACCCACACAGGCGAGAAGUGUUUCUUCUGUGGGACCUGUGGAAAAACUUAUGGUCGAAAAAGUGAGUUAACGGUUCACAUGAGAACUCACACCGGUGUGAAGCCUUUCUCAUGUGUGACCUGUGGAAAGAGUUACCGUUUUAGAAGUCGUUUAACUUUUCAUAUGAGAACCCACUCAGGUGAGAAGCAUUUCUUCUGUGGGACCUGUGGAAAAGCUUUUUGUCGAAAAAGUGGGUUAACGGUUCACAUGAGAACUCACACCCGUGUGAAACCUUUUUCAUGUGUGACCUGUGGAAAGAGUUACAAUAAAAGAAGUACUUUAAUUUAUCACAUGAAAACUCACAGCUGAGAAGCCUUAGAAACAAAGUGAGCAAUCUUUGAAACAAAUCUAUGCUAAUGUGUUUUGGGUUGUGUUUUAAGGGAUAUACAAACUUUAAAUUCAAUUUAAUUUUAUUUAUAUAGCUUCAAUUCAUGAAACAUGUCAUCUCAAAGCACUUUCCAAAGUCAAAUU